Molecule: messenger RNA, 2154 nt
Organism: Centruroides sculpturatus (bark scorpion)
Lineage: Eukaryota; Metazoa; Arthropoda; Arachnida; Scorpiones; Buthidae
Product: probable E3 ubiquitin-protein ligase RNF144A-A
Exons: 7
Coding region: 264-1445 (393 amino acids)
Biological process (GO): protein polyubiquitination; positive regulation of proteasomal ubiquitin-dependent protein catabolic process; ubiquitin-dependent protein catabolic process
Cellular component (GO): cytoplasm; ubiquitin ligase complex
Molecular function (GO): ubiquitin protein ligase activity; zinc ion binding; ubiquitin conjugating enzyme binding
Source: RefSeq, a predicted model, not a curated record
AUCGUUUGGUCCGCAGUAAGAUUUUAAUAACGCAUGCGCAUCAUUCCUCCAAUGGGAACGAAGUGUUCACGUGAACAGCACGUGGAAAUGUUCUGAUAUUUUGCCAAAAAACAGUCGUCAGCUGAGCAUUUCUUCUAAUCGACUGCAAAAUCUGGUGAUUUCAGAUGACUACAAGACAAUUAGUAGCUUUGUAUUUUACAAACCUUUAAAUACUGACUAUAUCAGUAAUUUAUCAAACUGUAACUCUGUGAUUGGUAUGGAAAAUGGAGAACUUAGAGAAGCAAAGUAAUAGUCAUUUCUCUUUCAAGUGGUUGUUGAGAAGAAAUAGGGAAAGCAAAACAGGAAAAGCUGUAAAUCCCACUUCAACCAAAGUCCAUCAUCAGAAAUCUGAAGUACGUCUAUCAAAAUCCUGUGAUGCUAAUUUAACAGUGUGUAAUAAUGGUAAAAAAUUCAGUUCAUCUUAUAUGUUUGGAAGACUGUGGCCAUCCAGAAGCAAGAGUCCGUCUCCAUGUAAUAAUAAACCUUUGGAACAAAGUCCUUUCAAAACUUCAUUUAGCAGUGGUGAUGUAUAUGGGAUGUUGCAUUCUACCUGGAUGGAAAAUUCAGGUUCAGUAGUUUCCAAAAGUAGUCAAAAUGUGUCUCCAGAAAGUACAUUAUGUCCUAAAGCGAAUACUAGUCUAGAAACUGGGCACUCUUGGAAAACUAAUAUUGUAAAUGUUAUAGAUGUAUCUUCUAAAUCAAAUAUUAAAUGUGACUUUAAUCAUCAUUUGAUAUUGUGUAGGCUUUGUUUAGUAAUGAUGCCAAUUUCUGAAAUGCAUCAGUUGGACAAUUGUGGAUGUAUAUUUUGUAAAACAAUAUAUGAAACUUUUUUAGAAGUGGAACUUGAUCCUCACAGAACAUGGUGUCCUAGAGUGAAUUGUGAAACUGUAUGUCUUGUGAAAUCAUCAGAUACUAAUCAAGGAAUUCCUGUUCACUGUCCCAAUUGUAGCCUAACAUUUUGUUCUUACUGUAAAGAAUAUUGGCAUGCAACCAAAACUUGUGAAGAUAUAAAAAAAGAAAAGAAAGAGAAAGAAGAUUUUAUGUCCAGCGAUGAUGAUGAAUCUUUCAUUAAACGCUGUCCUAAAUGUCAUAUACCUAUUGAAAGAGAUGAAGGGUGUGCCCAGAUGAUGUGCAAGCAUUGUAAACAUGUAUUUUGUUGGUACUGUCUUGCUUCUUUGGAUGAUGACUUUUUGUUGAGACAUUAUGAUAAAGGACCAUGUAAAAAUAAAUUAGGACAUUCCAGAGCUUCAGUAGCUUGGCAUAGAACUCAGGUUGUUGGAAUAUUUGCCGGUUUUGGAUUACUUAUGCUAGUGGCUGCUCCAUUCUUGAUCCUUGCUGCCCCAUGUUUGUUUUGUUGCCGAUGUAAGCAGUGUAGUAUGUAUGAAGAAGAACAGUCUGCUCGUUAAAUUUUGAAUGCAGUUCUACAUACAUAUAUAAUAUUCCAUUUAAUUUACAUUCUAAAUUGUCAAAUUAACAAGAAUCUGGAUGGAACCAUAUAAAUUUGGUUUUCAUUUUCCACUAUAAAGCCACAGCUAGUAUGAUCUAAGUUACAAUUUAUUGACUUGUAAUUGUUGCUGGAAUGUGUUAUAACAUUUCAGUUAAGUUUCUAUUUGCUGACAUACAUACAAUGUUAAAGUUUGUUAUAUAUUAGGACAUUUUGGGGAUAUAAAAUAACUGCUAAUAAUUUUAAGAUUUUUUUUUGUUUUUACCAUUACCAAUUAAGUGAAAGCAAAUAUCUGUCCAGCUUGCAGACAUAAGUAAACUAAAAACUAGUUUUAAAUGGCAUGUAUGAAGUUUAGAUAAUUGACAAGAAACAAAUUUUUGUUUCUUCAUCUCUAAAUAGUUUUAAUUCUAGUCAUGAUUAAAACCUUGCUUUAUUUCUAUAAAAAGAUGCAAAAAUGUUUGCAUAAUUCUUUUAAUGAAAGCUUAUUAUAUUUCAGUAUUUAUGAGUGUGUAAUACAUUCAAGCAGAAUAUACUUUUUAAAAGAAACUAUACUGACUGUAGAAAUUACUUUAUUUUGUAUAAAUAUGAAGCAAGUCUCAAAUAAUGUUUCUUCUAGUCUGUACAUAAAAAAUAAUAACUUGUUCAAAAUAAACAUAUAUGCUUUUUUCAUA